AUGUGGAAUUCCGGUGCCGGGCAGCCAGGGCCAAAUCCAUAUCCCCCUAAUGUCGGGUACCCUGGAGGUUCCAAUCCUGUCCAUCCACCGUCUGUCAAUCCUGCCUUUCCUCCGCCCCCCUUUCCUCCUCCCUCUGGCCCCUUUCACACUCCCCCAGGAGCUCCCCAGGGGAAUCCAGCUUACCCCCCAGGUGGGACUCCUUAUCCUGGGCCACUACCAGCGUAUCCAGGAUACCAACCAGCAGGUCCCUAUCCCCCUCCAUAUCCACCACCUGCCCCUGGCAUGCCUCCUAUUAAUCCCUUGGCUCCUGGCAUGAUAGCACCAGGAAUGGUGAGUGAUAAGAAGAUGCGGAAGAAAAUGAAGAAAGCUCAAAAAAAGGCGCAUAAGCACCAUAAGCAUGGCAAGCACUCCUCCUCCUCUUCCAGCAGUGACUCUGACUGA
Pipistrellus nathusii (Nathusius's pipistrelle) is the source of this 441-nucleotide messenger RNA. The record is from the annotation of a GenBank genome assembly. NCBI's taxonomy places the organism in Eukaryota, Metazoa, Chordata, Mammalia, Chiroptera, Vespertilionidae.